GGGCUCUUGGUUCUAUGAAGAAUGAACAACAUGAACAACAGUUUGUGAGGAACGUUGGAAAUAUGAAAACCACAUGACCUAUCGUGGAAGGAGUUCGCGUACUGAAAGAAAGCUGCAUCAUUAGGACAGUUUGAGGACUCUACAAUCUCGCCGUAAUCGUAGGCUGACACUGGAGACGGUCGCAGAUAACUUGAGCAUGGGCAAAUCGUCGUCCGUCGAAGAGACUAUGAGAAAAAGAGUUAGAGAGAGAAAGAGAGCCAGAGAGAGAGAGAGGAGAAUGAUGAGAACACCGAAAAAGUGCUUAUGGCUGUGCGUCGUUUGUUGGCGUUCGAGCCAUAUGCAAAACUGCAAAUCACGAACAAUCAAAAAUGGACUCCACAUGACUCGACAUGAACUCAUGCCUUUCCCUAUUUUUUUUGCUGUAGCUUCUUGUGUAUAGAACAGUAGAAACAGUUGCUACACGACUCCAUGAACAACCUGAAAUAGAGAAAGUUAAUGAACAUCCACGAUCAAAAAAAGCAAAUGUCGUCAGAGUAAAGGGAAACAAGAAAUAGUCCCGCUCUCCCCGAUCAGUUUCAGCAGACUCUAUUAAGGGUUACCACAUAAUUGCAUUCUUCACUACUAUCCUUGACUGGUUUUCCAGUAGGAAAGCGAAAGGGGUCAGGGAUGCGCUGAAGAAUGCAAUGUCGUAGCCACUAACUGCCGAAGAAAGUUGAGCUGGAAGCUCGACUCAAACGAAUACCUUUGACAGGUAAUCUUUUGUUUUUCUUCGUCGUAUCUUUUGAAAUACAUUUUUAUGCUGUUUUUAGAAGCUGGAAGGUUCCCUCGCAAUAUCGUUAUGUCUCAACUACAGGUGGGGAUUACGAUUCAACGACUUCCGUUGUGCUGCCUACUAAUAUUUGCGGACGAGAAAUAGACGCUUUCACACUUUCACAGGUGCUAGAUCUUGCGACCCACGACAAAGCAGACGGCAUUGUUUCGAGUUCUUUCAUGAUCAUCCCUGACAUGAUACGCUUGUAGGGGAAGCAUUCGUCACUAUUUUCAAAGCCUCUUGUGCAGAAGUUUGCACUCGAAAACUCGAGAUUUUGGAAAAAGCGAUAUUUCUGGUGAAAGCUUCGCACGACCAAGAAGGUGACUCUUGGUUUUGUUGAAUGGUAUUUACUUGGUUUUUUUGGUACUUAGAAGUAGUCGGUUAUUCGUAGUCGCAUGUUGGUUACAAGGAGAAUUACUCGGGAUGUCAAUCAAUUAAUCGUAGUCGUAUUUCGGUCUGCUGAUCCAAUUGGAUUUUCCCUAUUCAUCUUCUAUUAAUUAGGAUUAUCAAUUUUCAUCAAUCCGUCUUCCUCUCAUGCAGCAUUGUAGUCACUUCACUGUAUGCACCGUGGGACGUGGGAAAUGUCAAUCACAUGAACAACUACAGGUCUCAUUUCCGGUUUUCAGAGACGAGACGCCAGAGAAAAAGGGCAUCAUUUUUUGUACCUAACGCCUGACCCACGACACGCUGUAACAUAUCAUCACGACAAUGACAAGUUUCCUUACAGCGAACGGUAAGGCCUUGUCAGCCUCCACCAGGGGACUAGGUUCUAGCAUUCCCAGUCUCUCAAGCGGGGAUCGAGAGCGCCUUGCACGCAUAUUCGACGAUGACGAUGAUGAUGCUGCUCCUGGUGCCGUUAACACGAAUGCCAAGAAUGCGCUUGUUGCGUCACUGUCAGUCGCAGGUGGUCUUGUUACCGCUACCACAGGUAGUGGCGCUACUAGUGCAAUGCGAAGAAGUGAAACGCCUACUGCCACGACUGGUGCUCCGCAAGAAACGUCUGUGCUGGGGGGCAGCCUUCUUACUCAACAAAACAGUCUUCUCGGACCAGCAGGGGGACGCUUGCCAGCGGUUUCGUCCUUUUCGACUGCUGCUGGUGAUAAACAGAUCUUCUUCAAAAGGGGUGCAACAAUAAAAGAAAAUGCUAUCAGCCAGGGUGUUGUGUCUGAUGCAGCAGCCCAAGCGAGACUGGCACGCAUCUUUGCAGAUUCCUCAGAUGAGGAGGUUGAUAAUUCUGGAGAGGGAACGAAAAAGGCUAGUGCAACGAUGGCAGCAAGCUCUCUGAUGACAACACUGAAGCGACCGAGAACCAAGAAUGAACACGAGGAUGAUGAUGUUGGCACAGUUGUACCUCCAGGACAACAAGUGCACGUAGGCGGGAGCAAUACCAAGACCAAAACUAUAGGAGCUCAGCCAGCUCAUGCUCAGAAGGGCCAAGGCCCACCUGCAAGGAAGAAGGCGAAGCCUUUCGUACCACCAAGACGUCUAGAGGUAGUUCCAAAGAAAGUUGGGUCCUCAUCCUUGACGUCAUCAGCUUCGUCUUCUUCCGUGGUAAAGCAGGAGCCGAAGAAAAAAGUUGCUGCACUACAAGAAGACGACGCCAAGACGUUGCCUUUGGAGGUUCUUGUUCAACGUCAACGAGAAAAAUUCAUGGCGCUCUUUCUACAAUUGAGACGACGACCAAAAGAGUGGCUGCAAAAUGCCAAGAAGGGUCGCCGCGAAGCGCAAGCUUUUGACGCUUGGUGGAGCGAGCUACGCCUUUCACUGAUGUCGGAGAAGGGUGAACAAGCAUCAGCGGCACGAAGCAGCACGGCAGCACCUCAAGGGCCGUUUGGGUUUGGCACGACAAGCGCACUGAGAACGACCGCAAGUAGUGCUUUUAGUUCUUCUACGUUCCCCUUUCUAGCUCCGCCUGUUGACAGCCACAUCCACUCCGACAAAAAGAGCUCUUGCCACAGCUGGCUACUCUUCAAACGACUGUGCUUGCGUGUUGCGCGGGAAUUGGUGCUAAAAUCAGGAGUCGAAAACUCCUGGCCAUCGAAGAAGAGCAGCUACACGACGGACAUGACGAGCAGUCUUCUGAUUCUCCAUCCGUAUUUCGCGACUCUGUCGGACGGCCACUGGUUUCGUCUCCAGACGGAAUUUUUCAUGCCCCGUCUGGAGGACGUUGCUAGGCGUUGCUCGUCCCCAGGACAUACGCCAGUGGACUGGCUCUUCAAACGUUUCCGCGAUGAAAUGCAUGAAGAACGCCCGCGGCAGAUUUCAGCGCUGCGUCAACUGCUGGAAGAAGUGACACAGAGAAGCAUACUCGAUGAACAUCUUAGGCGAUGGAGCGUCCUUUGUGGCCGGUUUGCAGCCGACCAUGCCCCCACUGCUACGAGUAGGGACUGUGUUCUGGCUCCCAGUGGCAGUGACCCUAGUACCUCCCUAACCACGAAAGCAAAGCAUGGAGAUAAGAACAGCACGACAAACAUAGCGUCCACACCUGGGAAGGUCAUCAAACGACACUAUUUAGCUGAGGACGCCGAGCCGUUUCAUGUUAGACUAAAGGCGCACUACAUCGAGCGGCCCGAAGCGGAUCCAAUCGAAGAUGAGUCGUCUGAUGAUGAAGAUGAGCCUCCGCAUUCAUCUGCAGUGUUACUUGGGAAAGAUGGGCGCGCGAGUUCCUUCGGUGCAGCGAGUUGUAUUCUUGGAUUUGGACGAGGUCAAGGAGCAGCAGGACCCGGCUUCGGCUUUGGUCUUUCUGCGAGUUCAUGCUCAGCGUCUGACUCGAAUUGGUCGAAGAACUUCGUUUCCUGUGGGCCUCACGCGCGCUCACACAUCGUCGGAAAAGAUGUCGUGAUGAAGGAGCGAGAACAAAGGGAAAGGAAUGGAUCAGCAAGAGAAAACCAACAUCAACACCAAGAGCUGCAGUCAGGAACAUCAAACAAGUCCUUGCUUUUCUUAUCAGAUGGCUUUUACCUGAUCCGUGUUGAGGUCAUGAGCCCUGUGCUUCUAUCCCGGAUCGAAGAAGGUACCGCUUUGGACCUGCAGUGUGCACGUCUUACCGGGUCUGCCGAACGCGAGACCUGGUGGGAUAUCAUAGGGCUAGACGCUGUCACUGCAGAAGUAGAGAAUCCUCUUCGCUUUCAGCUAUUUUGGAACUCAACAGGCUUCACCGAUAUCGGCGUCGAGGGCUACAACAGGAUCAGCAGUGGCAGUUGUGCUCAAGUAGCUGGUCUUGGUUUCACGCCGACGCGUCCACAACGCAUGUCCGAAACCAAAUGCGACAAUCCUAAUGCGGGUGUGGUGCCGCUUCUUGACGUAGUUGUAGUCCGUGCGAUCAUGUCGACGUUUACGAGGAAUCAGAAAGGCAGUAAUGACGAGCAAACGAAGAGUACUAGAGGACAAGGAAAACGAGGUUCGGGAGGAAGUGCCGCAAUCGCCAAUGUUUCAUCUUCCGAUGCGCCGCUGCGGGCAUUUUUUGCGGGCGGAGAUCCCACAGCGAUUGGGCGACAAGGAACCAUGAAAGAACCAGGGACGUCAAGUGCCAUAGAAGACGAUGGCAAUGAAGAAGAUAAGCGGUUGAUUCUGGUAGUGACAGAUCAGCACCUGGCGCAUGAAGACGGUGGACAGAGUCGUGGUAUUAAGGCUACAAGAAAUCCAUCUUCGCAGGGAUCUUGGUCCCGUUUUUCAAGGGAAGAGGACGCCCAAGAUGCUUCUGAAGAUGGAUUUCUAUUAGUUCUAAUAAUAGUUGUAGGGAUUUUGAAGAAGACAACAGCACCGCCUUCCUUGGCAGAGUAAUACUUCGUGCAUCGUCACCAGAAGCGCUAGCAGAAGACGGAGAUGUAGUUGGUAUGCGGUUACGCGUUUCGCUUACUAAGCGUUACGGCGCAGAUGGCUUUCCGACAUUCUAUCCGACGAGACACAGCCGCAUUGUCGAGUAUAAUGAAGAACCAGGCCAACUACAACAGGGAUCUACCAUGAAAAACAUGGACACAAAGACAAGACAAAGUCUCGGCAACGUUCUUCCCAGCGAUGUUUCGGCAAGAGCGCGGAAACGAUUUUGGCGUAAUCUAGGAUUUUUGUCCGAUUGCGAAGAAAAGCAGCAAGAUAGCGAGCAACGUGCUUUACUUUUACAUGCUGGACAGCAAUUGCUCAAAGGCGUGUACUAUGACUUUUGUGGCAUCCUCAUGGGCUUGCAGCAGGAGGACAGCACGCUGUACGGUGGAGAGCCUUGCCUGAAGGUCCAUUGCUUUAUCCUGGUGACAGAGGAGAUUGAGCUUGAGGGUACCAAGGCGCCGCCUGUGUUGACCAGUUGCGCAACAUCUUCAGGCCAACUACGUCAAGAAAUAGUUCGACCUAUUCCAACGCCAACAUCCGCGAGCUGUACACCUGAUAAUCACGUGUCAGUUCCUGGUAUGGCAACAUCUUCCUCGACGUCCGUUGCAGCUGGAGCUGGAGGCGCCUUUGGCUUUGGUGGAUUUGGAGGCUUUGGACACUUUCAGCAUCAACAACUUCGAUUCUCAUCAGGAUUUGGAUCAACAUCAAACGGCUUCGGCUCAGUCGUAGCAACGUCAAAGACUCUAUCUUCCAUGAAUUUUGGAGGUUUCGGCCCUUGUAAUAUGGGCACGCCUUCGAGCCCCUGCUUUGGGUUUGCAGCUACAGCCGGGCUUGCUACAACAACACAAGGUGCUCCGAUAAGAACUUCGUCUGCACAUGCGAGAUUAGGAGCUGGGAUGGGUCAGCCUCACGCUCACACGAAUUACACGCCGGUUCCUCCUUUCGAACAGCAACAGCCGCUUCGAGCCAAUGCAGCCACAGCCAACCUAAAGUCCUCACAGCCUCCCAGCCACAAAAUUGCACGAUUAACAAUCAACGUCGGCGGCCCUUUGCAGGAGACAUCGACGGGGUGGAGACAUCUCCUUCACAAUUUGCGGAAGUUACGUACCACAGCCGAAGAUCUUGAACAAGAUGUUACCGGCAAAGGAAAGGACAUAAAAAAGCGUCUAGUGUGGUGGAAGAAUGCUGCCUUUGCUUGGCAAGACUCCUCUGCAAAAAUAUGGAAUUUUCAGGCCCACAUCAGCGAACUUCGAAUCGGAAGAGCUACGUUUCCGUGUCUUCCAACAGGCGCCGCUUUGGAUGAAGCAAUGACGGUUCUGGACAGGUUGAGGGUGGUGUUGGAGUGAUUUCUUCUUGUCCUCAAGGCGACCCAGUGGCCGAUCUCUGGAACGGAUAUCGGAAUUGGAACAAGAAAGAGUCGUAUACUUGCGCAGAGAACCGCUCGAUUAGUUUCGUCCACCAGUUUACACAGGAGAAGCUCAACGCAUGUUUAUGAAUCACAUGAAGAACAAAGUCAAAGGAAGCUGUGUCGAUGCAUGUUAGUUUCUUCCCGAAUUAUAUAGAAGCCAGAGUAUAUAGAAGCGACGCGAGAUAUAGGCCCAGCGACGCUCAAAGCACAUAAGUAAGACAGCCGGUUCGUUUUCCCUCUGAAUCUUAGGCUUCUCCCUUCAUGCAAUAUACAGAAGCCAGAGUAGAGAGGCAGAGCAAUACUUUUCACCAUCAAGUACUAGUAGUAUGUGGUCUACUUGUAUCUACUAGAUUUGCCAAAGGUAAUUUAGAUGGAUGGUAGGAGCAACGUGCUUCUGUUUUUGGGUACUUAAGGCACCUAAACAAAGGUGGAAGAUCGACCUCACUUCAUAACUCUGCAAGGCUGAAACUGGAGUAGAAUCCGAAUCUGAGUGAAAUCCGAAUUUUGCAAAGAAAAUUGCUCAUCCAGUAGAUACUACACUGGAGUGCUGCACGAAGUCAGAAGCGUGUCGUUGGCUUAAGCAAACAGGAGAGGUCAAGAAGGGAUGCGAUGCAGGGCACGGGCAGGCGCACUCUGACCACAUCCAAAUGGGCGAUUUGGACGCAUGUUUAUGAAUUAGUUGGAGAAAGUGAAAAAGUGUGCCCCUUCAAACGUUAUAAUGGCAGAGUAGAGUUAUAGCUAGCGCAAGAACACCUUAUUUCACGACUACCUAUGUGGCUUUGCGGCGUGGGCAGUUUCUGAUCGAAAAAGAAACGCCAGUUACUAGAACCGAUAAUACUAGAUGUGUGACGAAAAUCGUAAGUGGAUACUUACUAAGGAGAUACUUACUAAGGAGAUAGAUGAAGCUGUCAUCACGCCCGAUUAUCAUUGAAAGUGUGCCAUUGAUUAGUAUCCAGCAUGCAAAGACGAAUAUAUAGUCUCAUCACUAGGGAAGUGCAACAAUUAAGUCCUGCGAACGACCUCUUGCUAGGUAAGUGAAUGAAUGAAUGAAUGACUAGAAAUGGAAAUGAACCUAAAUGGUACUCGUGUACAGCGAACGUAUCUAGCAAAUGGUAGAAAGAAUUGACAAUUUACAAAGACAACAAGAAUUUGCAAAGAAACGAAUUUCAAACACAGCAUCAAUCUCAAUCAAACAAGCAAACAAACAAGAAGUCGUACCCGAAUGAAUUCAAAAUGCUGUUUCAGAUUGCUUACAAACUCCACAACAUCUCAAGAACUCAUACUUGAAUCAAUCGCAAAUGCUGUUUCGAAUGUACUUGUUGUUAAACGCCGAUCAAUCUUCGUUAAGUGGAAAGAACAUCUGACAUAGCUGGCGCGUUGGGCCUUUGGGAGAAGACAUCUCUGGACCUGUGCAUGAGUAUGAAGCACUUCACGCUGAACCUGGAGAGCUUUCCUCAUUUAAUGUUGUGCAUGAGCAGUGUGAAUAUGCAUGAAGGGGAAGUCGUGGGUCCAAUCCGAAUCGACUAACAUCAUCGUCAUGGAUAUGCGUGAGUAUGUGGGUGAAGCCAUAAGGUUCCAAGAACAUUACAUCAAGCUGUCUCUGUCAUGUUCACUAUCUCCACUUGGGGGGUGGAUGGGUGGAUC
Messenger RNA from Amoebophrya sp. A25, 7685 nucleotides. Lineage: Eukaryota; Dinophyceae; Syndiniales; Amoebophryaceae. The record is from the annotation of a GenBank genome assembly.